AUGGUUCACUUCGUACUGAGCAAUAGUUUCGUCUCUUUCGCCGGAUUCACCUUCAGACAAGUAAACGGAAUACCGCAAGGCAACAACGCCUCUCCAUUUAUAGCAGAUCUUACCUUAACGGCCAUGGAAUACAAUUUUUAUAAUUAACAAUAAAAUCCUUUUCGACAGACGCUUUUUUUCCACGCCGCCAGAUACAUGGAUGACAUAUUCAUAAUUUACGAUAAAAAAAUAAAUUAAACUUAUCCCUAAUCACCAACACACUAUACCAUAACUCAUUGGAACUUAACCAAACCAAUACGGAAACAUAUAAAACCCAAUUUUUUUGGACUUAGAUAUUUCAAUCGAUGAACAAAAAAAUCUUAAGCAAAUUAUAUAACAAAAACGGAUGACUAUAAUUUUUCAAAUAAUCAGAUACCCUCAUCACGACAGUUAUGUAGCUCGAAAUAUUGGUUUCAACACAUUCACUAAUGAAAUUGUUAGAUUCUCUAAAUGCUGCAGUAGAAUAGAAGACUUUAUAGAUAGGACUAUCGAUUGCAUAAAAAAACUUUCAUAUUGAAUCAAUACAAUUUAAACACCUUAAUUAGAAUUUUUGAAAACAAAAACUUUAAAUAGGACUAAAUUCAAAGAAAAAAAUCGGAUUUAGUUUUUGCAAAAAAAUACACAUUUCAUUAUAACUAUCCCUUCUUCACUCUACAUUCCAAAUUUCAACCUCAAUUUUUCUACCUUUAUACUUUCAAUAUAGACUUCCACAAGAACAUAAAUUUAAUCUACCUCUUCGUAACUUUUGACCUCUGCCGACAACAAUCGAUAUCGGAUAUGAAUGACUACAUUUCCCCCUUUUUUUCUCUUUUCCUUUUUCUUCCCCCUUCAUUUAUCAGUUUUCCCUUUUCAAUUUUCCAAACUUUAUUAAUUUAAAACUGCGCCUAGCAAGAGGGUAAAAUGCUGACGAUGGGUCACCCUCUAAGCCGUCCAUUUUUGGGACCCGAAACGGCUGCGCGACAUAAAAUAUUAUCAUCUUUAAACCCUUUCUCCUCUAAGAAAUUUCAGAAAUCCUAAAACCUUUUCAUAGUAAUGUCCUCCUCAUAUGUAUUUUUCUCACCCUUCAUAUUGAUCAAACACACUGAAAUGAUAAUAGUACCAUAUAGAUGCUGCUCUAUCAAUUGCCUUAAGAGAAACUUUGAAAAAACCAAUUUUUUUUUGAGCUUUUUCUUUUUCGCGAGGAAAACACACCGAUGAGAGCCUCAGACGAGCAAUUGACCCGACGCCCAAUCUCGGUCAAGGCGCUUCAUUCGACGAGCAGUUUUAUUUUUUAAGAGAUCUUUGAAGGCUUCUAUCUCGGCUCGCCGAACACCUACAGUACACCUGAUUAUAUCAAUCGAUUCGUCUUAACGUCAGCUUUCUGAUGGUAUAGAUAAUCUAUUGGUAAAAGCUUCAUCCAGAAAUUUCAGACUCGUCUGAGCUUGUCUCUUUUUAUUAUGAUAAGUUAUCCGGGUUUGAGAUAUAUCAUUGAAACCAUCAGAUGAUGCUCUAUCGAUUGAUUAUGGUAUCAUUUAGUUUGGGGCAGAAGCUGAGAUGUAAACUGGCAGUUUUUAAGACGUCAUUCAGGUUGAUUAAAACUCUUGAAGUCCUAUAUAAUUGGAAAGCUUAUGAUAAGAUAAUGCAAUUUUCGCUUCGUGACUUUAUUUUUGCAAAAAGAUAAAUGAAAUUCAAGAGUAUGGUUUAAUUUGUUCUGAAAGUUAAAUAGCGUUUCAUUUGUGAUUUAUCUGAAAAAAAAGAACUUUUUAUUACGAACACAUAUAACACAAAAAAGUCCGAAUUACGCAUAAUUCGUCGAGAGUUGUAAUGCAUCGCCGAAGCCGGUACUCACGCGAAUAUGUUACAGAUCCAAGACGAAAGUUCAGCUUCUCUCGUUACUUCAAGUAGCUCAAAAAUAUGGAUUUUUUGGCAUUCUCAACAUUUUCAAGCUAUUUGACUCGUCUACGCCCUCUCUUUCCCCAGUUGAGAGGUUAUGGAAACAUGGAACAGCAUUACAAAACGAGAGUGUCGAUGAGGAAAGAGAAAGCUCAAAGAGUAAUCGGCUAACCUUCAAUUAAAAAUCGCCUACUACCCAAAAAACAAGGAGCAAGUUGGUUGAAAUAGGGUCGAAUUGAUAUUUCGCCGCAAAUCGUUUCAGGCUUCGUCACGCUCCUAAAGAGCAUUAAUCAUUGCCGAGUCAGUCAGAAAAGUGACUUUUUUUUUUCCUUUUUCCACCUGACUUAAUCAACCGAAAUCAAAAUCAGAUUGUUCCCCAUGGCAACUCUAUUCCUUCGCCCCGCCUCCUUGAAAAAAUAUCUGCGUGAGCAAUCCAUUCUUCUUAGUCUUCUUCUGAAAGUCAACUUUCUAGUCUUUCUCAUGAAAUUAAGAUCUUAUAACGCUGUUCAGUUUUUUAUCUUCAUUUUUUCACUUAUCUUUUCCAAACGCGCUUAAAAACAUUUUCAAGUCCAAUGAACCACUGAGCUGGAGACAAACUACUUCUCAGCUCCUCAUACUCCUCAACAGCCCACUUGAGGGGUUUCAGAGAAACCGCUGCUACUAAAGGAAUUCACUUUGACUAGUUCCCUUAAAUUACCACUCGAAAUCCAAUCUUCAUAAACUCCCAAAAGGAAAGUAUCUUAAAUAACCAUUCUGUGAAAUUGAAAAAAGAGAUACCCGCAGAAAAUAAUUGGGGAAUACGAAGCAACAUGAGUUCAUCUUUCUGCUUUUCUUUGCUAUUCCAAGAUGUCGAACACAACUAUUUCGAAAAAAAAGAAAUAAAAAAUCUGCGACCUCACACAUGAUUGCUUUUGAUGAACACGGCAAGGAAUCCAAUUAAAAAAAGACCCCGCUGUUUCAUUGGAGCGAGAAUGAUUGCGCCGAAAGCUAAACUUGGAGCUCGUCUUGGUUUUUGAUGAUUCAUCGUAUUGACUAAAAAAAAAGUUUUUGAUUAACGUUCGAUCGAAACAGAAAAUAACUCGUCAUAUAACUAAAACGUCGUAGACGAACCGAAAAACCAAGCCCAUUUUCUGGAAAACGCCACCUCGCCAUUAUCACAAACCUACUACCAAUAUUUCUUUCUUCGGCCGAUCCAAAAAUGAAACAGCCGAGAAAAAUGGUCUACUCAGGAGAUCCUCGACGUCGGGCGAGAAGACCGACCAAAAUCCAGGUCACGCCCUCCGCAAUUAGGUUCCCUUUCCUUCGAACACGAGAGCGGCGCCUCGUCCUCCGCCAUCCUUCGGCCCCAACUCACUUUAGUUCGAAAAAUGGUAAUUUGAAUGAUGAAUUCAUAGUAAAUGAUAAUCCAGGCGCGCUCCGAAGUGUUUCCCUUCUGGAUGAAGGCGUGGCUGUUCGCCUCGGCGGUCAUCUGCGCCGUCGACGUCACCUUCACCAUGUUACGACCUUAUACUAACGAUCCCAACAACGUCCUAUCCUACACAGUCUUCUAUGGAUGUGGGUUCCCUCGAACUUUAAGGACGAUCGAAACUUUUUUUUAUGCUUUCAAAACUUUUUGAGAAAAUUCUGAACCUUUUUUUAGUUGAAGUGAGAACCUAUGGGCUAUUUCUUUUCAAAAACUAUCAUAUCUUACAAAAAAAAUCCAAAUAAUAUUUAAAGAAGUUGAAAAAAACCGCUUUAAAAAAUACUGAUUAGUAUUCAAGUGACAUUCUAGAACUUGAAAAUAAAAACAAAAACUAGAGCUUUAAUGACAAAAUUGACGUUGGAAAUGAAGACCCAGAAGACGUGAAAAAAAGUUCGACGAACCGAAUAAAAAUUCCUUGCAAAACAUGGUAAUCUAAAAAAAAAUGUUUGAGUCUAAAAGUUCCUUUUCUUUCAACCCAAUCGCUUUCUUUUUCAAUUUUUUGACUUUGCUUAAACACACUAGAGUAUCAUUCUUCCAAAUCCAGCUCUAAAAAAUUCCCUAAAACCAUUAGGAACAAGCUUUUUUGGUCUUUUGAAUUAAUGGGUACCUUCAGGGAACCUCUACGCGUCCGUUGAUAUCCGUUAUGCGGACACCAACGAUUUGGUUACGUGUUCUACUGGUCGAGUCAUGCUCGGGGAGAUCAUUCUCAACUUUAUCGCGCUUUAUUUGGUAAGUGACCAUUUUCUCAACUUCUAGCUACAAAGCGAAGUAAAGAUUAAGAACGAACUUUUUUUUUAAAAUAGAAAUUCAUUUGAAUAUUUAGGCCAAGAAAAGAUCUCGACACGCGGUGCUGACCGCCUUCGUCUCCUCAGUUAUGGUGUUCUGGAAGACCGUCUGGUACUUCUCCCUGUACAUACAACCGCCUCCGGGAAAUCCCUCAAAGUUCGCCGAGGACAAAUCUCUAUUAUCCGUCUUCCUCAUCUUUUUCCUUCCCAAUGGUAAGAAUAAUGGUACAAAUUCUAGAAGCCUGCAAAAAUGGCAAUAUUUCAGUCUUCUGGGUGAUUCUCCCGUUCGCCUGCAUUGUCGCUCUCUGGCCUAGGCUGGCCCUACCAUUGGAAUUCGAGGACCAGUGAGUUAGAUUCAACCCGUUUGUCACAGAGCUCAUAUAGUCUGUGUGCCAUGACUUGAAAUUUCACCGAACGACAUUCAGCUGUUACGCUGCGUCGCGAAGCGUCUUUGCGAGCCUCGGUCUCGCUUUGAAUUAGUUCUCAUUUCUGAUAGAUGAACUGUUCCACUAGGAACACGUGUUGGUCGAGUUCUUAAGUAAAAUGAAAAAUUAAAGGAAGGCACGCAGCGGUACAGCGGAAUGUCGUUCGGUGAAAUUCCAAGUCGUGGUACACAGAAUAUAAUGCGUUCCCGGCUAGCUUGGGACGAGAAUAAACAGACGUAAAAAGCUCUUUCUUUUUACAAUCUUUCAAAAAAAUUCAUCAAAAACUGUCUCAAGUCAACUGUGAAUAAACCAUCAAGAAACCCCGAAAGAUUUUCAGUUUUGAAAAAAAAAAAUCAAAAACUCUCUGAAUUUUCAAUGUGUCGAUGUUCCAUUUUUCAAACUUCAUUUUUUUGCUUGAGGUCAAGCGGCGAAUAGAGUAUCAUUUCUUUGCAUUGAUAAUCUGUCAAAAAAAAUUUCUGAGCUUUACUACGGCCCAAAAGGUUAAUUUCUCAUUAAGAAAGCAUAAAUGCCGCAAAAACUUCAAUAAAAUUAGUUUAAACCUCUUUGGAAAUUCCUAAAAGUUGAAUAUUGGCACCUUUCUGUACCUAUAAAGACACCAUAUCACGAAAAAGAAACAAUAAAAGUUUGCAGACUCAACAACAAUUACGUCAAGGCGGAAGACCGGGAGAAGGCUUAA
Molecule: messenger RNA, 5280 nt
Organism: Caenorhabditis auriculariae
Lineage: Eukaryota; Metazoa; Nematoda; Chromadorea; Rhabditida; Rhabditidae
Source: the annotation of a GenBank genome assembly